This is a messenger RNA of Beta vulgaris subsp. vulgaris (sugar beet), 778 nucleotides long. RefSeq names its product 14 kDa proline-rich protein DC2.15-like. The record is from RefSeq and is a predicted model, not a curated record. Lineage: Eukaryota; Viridiplantae; Streptophyta; Magnoliopsida; Caryophyllales; Amaranthaceae. The coding region runs from base 89 to 574 and encodes 161 amino acids. The transcript has a single exon.
CAUACUUCUCCAAUAUGCACCACAAAUCCCCCAAUCACAAGCCAUCUUACUCAUAACUUUAAGAACCCUCCUUUUGAGUUCUCCUAAGAUGGCUUCAAAGACAUUAGCAUCAACUUCCCUCCUCCUAUGCCUAAACCUUGUAUUCUUCACUUUAGUGAGCUCCACCUAUGUACCUUGUCCUCCACCACCCCAAACACCCUCAGGACACCACGGCGGACACCACGGUGGACACCACGGCGGACACCAUGGUGGACACCACGGUGGAAGCCCAUCGACACCAACGACGCCAGUAGUGCCACCAACUCAAGGCAAGUGCCCAAUUGAUACCCUAAAGUUGGGUGUGUGUGCCAAUGUGUUGGGUGACUUGAUCCACCUUGUUGUUGGUACUCCACCAAAAACUCCAUGUUGCCCUCUUAUUGAAGGGUUAGUAGACCUUGAAGCCGCUAUUUGCCUUUGCACUGCCAUUAAGGCUAACAUUUUGGGAAUUCACCUUAAUGUUCCUCUCUCUUUGAGCUUAUUGCUUAACUAUUGUGGCAAGAGUGUGCCCUCUGGCUUCCAAUGUCCUAGUUAUUGAUAACAUGAUGCUACAACCUUAUUUUUUUAAUUUAUUUUGUACUGGUGAACGAAGAAUGUUCUCAUGAUUCGUUAUUUGUUGACCUUUGUUGUUUGAUUUAAUCGGUGAUAUGACCUCAAUCACCUUCACUGUCCUCUGAUUGGUGUAACUUCUUCGCUAGUUAAGACUUGAUGAGUUUCUUUAAUAAAGUCUGUUUAUUUUUGA